Messenger RNA from Megalops cyprinoides (Indo-Pacific tarpon), 972 nucleotides. It is a transcript of the gene bida, whose product is annotated as BH3 interacting domain death agonist. The transcript has 5 exons. Gene Ontology annotation, cellular component: cytoplasm; mitochondrion; cytosol. The record is from RefSeq and is a predicted model, not a curated record. Bases 242 to 823 code for a protein of 193 amino acids. Gene Ontology annotation, biological process: apoptotic mitochondrial changes; positive regulation of release of cytochrome c from mitochondria; positive regulation of intrinsic apoptotic signaling pathway. NCBI's taxonomy places the organism in Eukaryota, Metazoa, Chordata, Actinopteri, Elopiformes, Megalopidae.
UUGUGUCGGUAACGUUAGCACGGUCGGGCUAUUGUUUUUUUUUCCGCGCGCUGCCUUUUCGGAAAUAAACAAAGGCACAUGGUUCUUUAAAACACGAUAAGCGUGUUUUCCCCGAUUUAGUGGGACAGCCAUACUGCUAAGUGAUAUUAGGAUUUUUGUUUGUUUAAAACCUUUCCAGUCAAUUACGACUAUUUAACCCGGCGGCGAAGUUUGUGUGGAUAGCUGGGAGUAGAGGCAAGCCAUGGACAAUGGAGACGAGGGGUUGGACCCCAUCACUCCCCUGGUCUUCCUGUCCUUCCUCCAGCACCAGAGCGGCAGAAACGAGGAGCUGACGAGCGAGCUGGACGCCUUGGCGCGGCAGCUGAAACUGACCACGGACAUCAACUGCAACGGUGUGGACGGUGAUGCCGAGGAGGACGGAGAGCUGCAGACGGACGGACACCUCUGCUACAACCCCCGGGACCACGUCAGGGACCUGCAGCCCGCUUGGCCAGCAGAUGAGGACGUCCUAAGAAACGUGGCAGCAGGACUCAUUGAGAUUGCUGACCAGCUGGAGAACAGGAUGGUUGCCCAAGCUGCUGAGAACCUGAUCAAUAAGCUGCAGGGCUCCCCUUUGCAGCACUGGCAGACACACCUGUCGGCGGAGGUGGACCGGAUGCUGAAGGCGGGCCUGGAUCCCUGGCUGGAGCAGCUGCCGCACGAGCGCGUGGUGCUGGUCCUCACCAUGACGCUGGUGAAGAGGGCGUGCGAGCACAUGCCGCGCCUGCUGCAGGGCCUCUUCAGCUCCGCGCUGCAGUGCAUGGCCACCCUUACAGCCAGGUGACUCCCACAGUGUUGGGUUUUCACUGCCAGCAAGAAGACUUUGCUCACCUGCAGUUCAGCCAGAUAGGUGAUCUGGAGUGGCCGUUUCAUGAGCUUAAAACACCUCCUCUUUAUUGUUGCUCUGAGAAGACUGAAUCUUGUUGAAAUUGU